Cuscuta europaea is the source of this 1969-nucleotide messenger RNA. The record is from the annotation of a GenBank genome assembly. Lineage: Eukaryota; Viridiplantae; Streptophyta; Magnoliopsida; Solanales; Convolvulaceae.
UGGACAUUAGAAGUAGACACAACUAACUCUUAAAAAGUCAAUAGAUCGAUCCAUAAAGUCUUAUACCGACUUGAUUGUGUUCAUUUUCCAUCGCAAUUCCUAGGUGUUUCAGUUUCUCUGCUCUACAAGUACAACUGUACAAGUGUCAUUCAAUUCCAGCUUAGCUUGGUCAAUCGGUUGUUCGCUAAAUUAAAUAUCGUUCAGAGUACGAUUAUAUCAGCUUAAUUAAAUAAUUCCGAUCCACACAGGGUAGAAGUUAAAAGUAAUGGCGUGUUUGUUUCCACCUAGAAUGACAGUCCGGAUGCGUAAGCCGGAGUUAGUGACGCCAAAAACGGCAACGCCACGGGAGAAGAAGCCGCUCUCUGACGUGGACGACCAAGCCAGCCUCCGCUACCAAAUGCCGUUGCUAUGGUUUUACAAAAGCAAGGCGGCGGCGGCGGCCUCUGAUCCGGCUGAGCUCAUUCGGGAAGGUCUGGCGAAGGCGCUGGUGUACUACUACCCGCUGGCCGGCAGGCUCGUCGAAGGGCCCAACAAGAAGCUGAGUGUGGACUGCACCGGCGAGGGAGUGCUUUUUCUGAGGGCGGAGGCCAACCUUUCCCUCCAGAAGUUGGGCCGUUUUGUGCAAUCGCCGUGCCCUUAUCUCCAGAAGCUUCUGUAUCACGUGCCUGGCUCCGAUUAUAUCACCGGCGCCCCUCUUCUCCUUAUUCAGGUGACUCGUUUCACAUGCGGCGGAUUUGCGCUUGGCGUCCGGUUAAACCACACCAUGGUGGACGGCUAUGGCAUCUUCCUCUUCCUAAAGGCAGUCUGCGAAUUAGCCACCGGCGCUUUAGCGCCCUCCGUUUUACCGGUGUGGGAGAGAGAGCUGUUGACCGCUGCUGCUGAUUCAUCGGUGACGGCGGCGGUGACAGAGCACACUAUUUACGGCAGCUCCGUCACGGUGGCCACCAGUAACAAAAAGCAGUUCAAGCUGCUCGACGUUGAGAGGUGGGCCAGCUUGGCCCUGGACUUCGAAAAAGUGGCAGCCCAACCCCGUUUCUUCUUCUACCCCACCAUAGUGAGACCCAUUCUGCUUCACCGCUCAUUCACCCUCACUCCACAAGAUAUUCAGGCUCUCAAAGACCGAGUUCUGGAGGAGGGCCUGGGAAAGUGCUCCACGUUUGAGGUGAUUUCCGCGUGUUUGUGGAAAUGCCGCACCGUCGGGCUUCAGCCCGACCCCAACGCUACGGUCACCGUCACCUUCCCCACUGACAUUCGUGGAAGAUCGUCGGCGACCGGGCUGACGAUUCCUCGUGGGUACUACGGAAACGCCAUCGUGAUGCUGUCCGCCGCCGCCAACGCAAAGAUGUUGUGCGAGAGUCCCCUGUCGUACGCCAUCCAGUUGAUAAGAGGAGCUAAAGAGAAACUGAAUCGCGACUACGUCAAGUCGGCGAUUGACUUCUUGGUGGUUAACGGGCGCCGGAGGUUACCGAUCGAGAGGAGUUUACUCAUUUCAGACCUAUCGAAAAUUGGUCUCGAGAAACUAGAUUUUGGUUGGGGGAAUGCUAUUUAUGCCGGCACCGCCACAGCCGCUUACGGCGCCUCUUUCCUAGAACGUCCGAAGAGCAGCGCAAGUGUGGAGGGCGGGGUUUUGGUGCCUAUUGCUUUGCCACACGUUUCUAUGCUGAUUUUCAGUCGGGAGUUCAAGAAGAUGGCUAUGUCGUCGUCGUCUUACACACCGGUGCUCAGGCCUGGCCCUUAUACCCGUCUAUAGAAAAAACUAAAUAAAUUAAGACAAAUUUUGGUAGAUUGUUCAUAUAAAACAAUGAAAACAUUGAAAUUCAAUUAUUCAAAUAUAAAUAAGGUGCUUGCUAUGGUACCCAACAAAAAUAGGAAGAUAUCAUACCUAGGAUGCAUUUCAUUGAUGCAACUCAAAGUUUUACAUUUUAUUUGCAUUUAAAUUAUUCAAUUGAAUUUUUUUUAUUGGUCCAUA